AUGCGACACUCAAAGAAGAUGCAGGUUGCCGAUGGCGAUGAUCAUUACACGCCCAGCAAAAAGUCGCAAACGUCAAGAAAAGGCAAUGGAUCUGGCAAACAACUCCAGCAAUUAUAUAGAUUAUACGAAGAUGCCAGGGACAUUUACAACCAAUCCGCCCUGGCCAAGACAAUUGAAGACAUGUUGCGAACAAAAAACCGACCGCGCAUUACCAAGAUUGUUUCGCUGGGUCUGGGCAGCUUGUUGGACGCUAAGGACCAACAGCGACGCAUCAAACAAUUGGUCGUGCUGAUGGCCAUCGCAUCUCAUCUAACUUUAUCAACGGGCGAUAAGAGGAAAUUGAGAAUUUACGCCCAAGACCCAACAUUCACAGCUGCCGACGAAACCUUUCUCCAGAGCCUCGAUAUCUCGGUACUAAAAACACCGUCAAUUGCGAACUUGGGCGAGGCUGGACAGAUGAUGGACGAGGAGACACUUAUCUACAGCCCAUUCCUCACUCUUGAGACAUACAAACUCCUUUUGUCUUCAUCACAAUCCUCAGACGGAACAGUCAGAGCACCAAUAUUGGUCAGCGACGACUUCAACGCGCUGAGAUUAAAAUGGGACAAGCGCACGUCAGAGCGAAAGGACGUGGAGGGGUUAAUUCAGGGGGCACGCGAGUAUCGUCGGCGCGCGGUUAGUGGGGAGGGGUUCUGGACGCAGGCCGAUCGCCCAUUUCCUAUGGCCCUGUACUGGCGGGAUGUGGGCGCUGCCCGAAACACGAUAAGAUCGGAAUCUCAAUCUUCCUUCUCGCGAUUUGAGCAUCACGCGAUCCCGAUACAUGCUUAA
Fusarium fujikuroi IMI 58289 is the source of this 828-nucleotide messenger RNA. RefSeq lists its product as uncharacterized. The record is from RefSeq and is a predicted model, not a curated record. Bases 1 to 828 code for a protein of 275 amino acids. NCBI's taxonomy places the organism in Eukaryota, Fungi, Ascomycota, Sordariomycetes, Hypocreales, Nectriaceae. The transcript is spliced from 2 exons.